CGCCAUCCCAUGCACUGUUACUUGUACCCACUCUCCCUGGCAGUAACUCGGGGCUGGAUCUACAGAGUGGGCGAAGUGUGUCUGGGGAGGGGGGACUGGGGCUGUGGAUCCCGUACUUGGUGCAGAACAAGACUUGGAGAGGCAAGGGGGGGGAAAGCCUGGAUUGUGCCCGGGGAACCAUGCCUUCCUCCCGGAUCCCCUGCCUGGCAGCACCCGCUUUUCUGCUCCACAUCCUGAUCGUUUGCAGCAUCCUGGGCUCCUCUAUGGCAGGGAUUGAAUACAGUGAUGUUCUGCCAGAUUCAUUUCCAUCAGCCCCGGCAGAAUCUCUACCAAAUUUCCUCUUGGAACCAGAAGAUGCAUACAUUGUAAAGAAUAAGCCGGUGGAGCUUAUUUGCAAAGCGAACCCUGCCAUCCAGAUCUUUUUUAAAUGUAAUGGGGAAUGGGUGAAUCAGAACGAACAUAUCACUAAAGAAAAGGUGGAUGAAGUCACAGGUCUUGUCGUUCGAGAAGUUCAGAUCGAGGUCUCCAGACAGCAGGUGGAAGAACUCUUUGGACUGGAAGAUUAUUGGUGCCAGUGUGUAGCCUGGAGUUCCGCAGGAACAUCAAAGAGUCGGAGAGCUUAUGUCAGGAUAGCCUAUUUGAGAAAGAAUUUUGAUCAAGAACCUUUGGGCAAAGAGAUCCCAUUAGAACAGGAAGUACUACUCCAGUGCCGUCCCCCAGAAGGAAUUCCACCGGCUGAGGUCGAAUGGCUAAGGAAUGAGGAUGUAAUUGACCCCACAGAAGAUACCAAUUUCCUAUUAACAAUUGACCACAACCUCAUAAUUAAACAGGCUCGUCUUUCAGACACAGCCAACUACACUUGUGUUGCAAAGAAUAUUGUUGCCAAGCGCAGAAGCACCACCGCGACUAUAAUUGUAUACGUGAAUGGAGGUUGGUCCUCUUGGACGGAAUGGUCACCAUGCAACAACAGAUGUGGCCGAGGUUGGCAGAAGAGGACAAGGACUUGUACAAAUCCGACACCCCUCAACGGUGGCUCGUUUUGUGAUGGGCAACCGUUUCAAAAACUGGCUUGCACUACUAUGUGUCCAGUAGAUGGAGGCUGGACUGAAUGGAGCAAAUGGUCGGCAUGCAGUACCGAGUGCACCCACUGGAGGAGCCGAGAGUGCAAUGCACCCAGCCCAAAGAAUGGAGGGAAAGACUGUAGUGGCAUGUUACUAGACUCCAAAAACUGCACAGAUGGCAUGUGUCUGCAAAACAAGAGAGUUUUAGGUGAACCAAAAAGCCAUUUGUUGGAAUCUACCGGAGAUGUGGCUCUCUAUGCUGGUCUAGUGGUUGCCAUUUUUAUUGUCAUCAUUGUACUCAUGGCUGUCGGUAUAGUAGUCUAUCGACGUAACUGCCGGGACUUUGACACGGACAUCACAGAUUCAUCAGCUGCACUUACAGGUGGUUUUCAUCCAGUCAAUUUCAAGACCUCGAGACACGAUAAUUCUCAACUCCUUCAUCCUUCGAUGCAGCCAGAUUUAACAGCCAAUGCUGGCAUAUACCGAGGUCAUAUGUAUGCCCUACAGGACUCUGCUGACAAAAUUCCAAUGACUAACUCUCCCUUGUUGGAUCCACUGCCAAAUUUAAAGAUUAAGGUCUAUAAUUCAUCCACCGUGGGCUCAUCUCCUGCGAUACAUGAUGGCUCAGACCUGCUAGGGGCAAAGCCAACAGGAACAUACCCAUCAGAUAACAACAUUAUUAAUGCACGGAAUAAAGCUAUGAGCAACCAACAUUUGCUGACCUUACCCCGUGACUCUAGUAACAGUGUGACGGCCACCUUUGGAAGCUUAGGAGGAAGACUUACAUUCCCAAACACAGGGGUGAGCUUGCUGAUACCUCAUGGGGCUAUUCCAAAUGGAAAAUACUAUGAAAUGUACCUCAUGAUAAACAAGAGAGAGAAUUCAGUUUUGCCUUCGGAAGGGACACAAACCAUAUUAAGUCCUAUGAUUACCUGUGGACCCACCGGGCUUCUGUUGUGUAGACCAGUCAUACUGACUAUACCUCACUGCGCAGAUAUCACCACAUCAGACUGGAUUUUACAGUUGAAGACACAGUCCCACCAAGGCAACUGGGAGGAGGUUGUGACCCUGAAUGAAGAGACUCUUAAUACUCCGUGCUAUUGCCAGCUUGAAAGCCAUUCUUGUCACAUUUUGCUUGACCAGCUGGGAACCUACGCAUUUGUUGGUGAAUCAUAUUCUAGAUCUGCAAUAAAACGACUGCAACUUGCCAUCUUUGCACCCAUUCUGUGCACAUCGCUGGAAUACAGUCUGAAAGUGUAUUGCUUAGAAGAUACACCAGAUGCCCUUAAGGAAGUUCUUGAUCUGGAGAAGACCUUGGGUGGAUACCUUAUAGAGGAACCAAAGCCACUGAUGUUUAAAGACAGCUACCACAACCUGAGGUUGUCCAUUCAUGAUAUCCCUCAUUCACUUUGGAGAAGCAAACUGCUGGCCAAAUACCAGGAGAUUCCAUUCUACCACAUCUGGAGUGGAAGCCAGCGAAGUUUGCACUGUACAUUCACACUGGAGAGAUUCAGCCUUGCUUCAACAGAGCUUACAUGCAAAAUCUGCGUGCGGCAAGUCGAGGGGGAGGGACAAAUAUUCCAGCUACACACCCUCCUGGAAGAGAAUGCCAAACCUUUUGAUCCAUUUUGCUCACUUUCUGGGAGCAAUGUGACAACUCAGCUGGGACCAUAUGCCUUUAAAAUCCCCUUAUCCAUUCGACAGAAAAUUUGCAACAGUUUGGAUGCCCCUAAUUCCAGAGGAAAUGACUGGAGGCUAUUGGCGCAAAAACUUAGCAUGGAUCGGUAUCUUAAUUAUUUUGCCACCAAAGCCAGUCCAACAGGGGUUAUUUUGGACUUGUGGGAAGCCUUACACCAAGAUGACGGUGACCUCAACACACUGGCUAGUGCCUUGGAAGAUAUGGGGAAGAGUGAAAUGAUGCUUGUCAUGGCUACUGAUGGUGACUGCUGAUGGUUUUCUUUUUAUGUUGGAGACUAUUCAAUGAGUUUACGGAGGAUGGGGGAGACAGACCAACAAGAGAAAUUUUUGGUCCUUGUUUGUAUUGGAUGACGCACAGAGCUGCAGCUUAUUUUGGAGACAAGAGGACCAUAGGGGCUUGCCCUUGGAGGUCCAGUCACAACCAGCCUUAGAAAUCCUUACAUACUCUGUUUACAAUCCAUCCACGUGUCUACUGGACUACUUUUACACCCCCAUCCAUUGAAACUCUGCACAAGAAGAAAAAAAAACACUCAUGCCAUGACAAAGACAAGUUCUAACUUACCAAGCUAAGCGGUGAAGAAGUUGUAGUUUUAUUGCAUAUUUUAUUUUUCUUUACUUUUGUCCUUUCCAUCUUAAAUGGUAUAUAAUCUUUUGAAAAAAAGUCAUGUACAAUCUACACAAACUGCUUUUACGCUAUCCAAGCUUGGAAACUGCCUUACUAAUGAGGCAAAACGGUUUCUUAGGAAACGCAAGUUUAUUUAUUGUCCAGAUCUUUGGAUGAGUCCAUGUUUAAAUGUUAAUCGAUGAAGUGGGUGAAUGUGGUCAACAGUCUGAAACUAAGAAUGAAACGGAAACUUGUUCCACAUCUUUCCAUAGUAGACAUUUAUACUGUUUGUCUCUAGGUAUGAAGCCUACUGUCGGUAUAAAAUGGUUGAUGUGUGGGCAUGAAUGGAUGUUAUAAAAUGUCUUUAUUCAUCUUGCUAUCAUUUGUUUGCCUUUGUCCCUAAUAUUUUUUUUUUAUAUCUUAGUAUCCUGGUUAGAAGACUGCAUAGCUCAGGGAAUAUAACACAUCUGGUUUUGUAUAAAAUUGUAAAUGCAAACAUAUUUUAAUUGGUCAUCAUUGAAUGGAACCAAACAUUUUCUACAAGGUGUAGACUUCGGGUCUGAAAUGGAGUUUUAGCUUUUUCACGUACUGCCCAGUCAGUGGGUGACCAGGAUUACAACGUUUUAAGGCUUUUUUUUAAAGCCAAAGACAAGAUCAUCUGGAAUUCAGUUGGCAAUGUAUGUUUGCUCAUGAAUCAACAUUAAGUUUUGUUUUUCACUACAUUUUCAAUAUAUGAAAUCAGUGGUAACAUUUUCUAUAUCUGACAUAAUGGGUAUAAAUACCAAGUUACUCAAGCAGCCCUAGAUGAAACAAAAAUAUCUGUCUCUAGAGCUAACAUUUAAAAUGUAUAAAUCACCACUUUUUAUUUACACAUUUUAAAAUUAUACAUUUUAGAACAUAAAUUAUGGUCUACUUACAGAGGCAAAUGUAUAACCAAAUUGAAGAAAGUAUUACUUUUAUCUUUCCUUCUGUAGCCGGAGUUUUCAAAAUAUAUUGAAAAUGUUGCCCUUUCUAAAUGAAUUGUAAUGUCUAGAAACAGUUUGUCUACUCUUCUCUGCCACCUAUUUUUAAUCUAUUAAUCUAGUAAGUGCGAUCAUAGAAUAGACACAUGACGAAGAUCAAUGUUUCAUCAUGAACGUUAUGUCCCGUAACAAAUGCUCAUCUAUACCAACAACCAUUGAAUUUAAGAUAUGAACAAGAGCUAAAUGUCCACAUGUAAAAAGGUGUCAUACAAAUUUGAAUAUGCAAAACCAGUAAUCGCAAAACACUAAUUGGUGGAAAAGUCAUAAUAUCUGGUCUGAAAUGUGGGAAAAGACCUCAUUAUCAAAUUACUCCAGCCUGAUCUUUUACUUGCCUUAAUUUACUUGUUUGACGUGAAAAUUAAUAUCCAAUACUGAUAAUAAUUAAUUUGGAUCAAUUCUUCUUCUGCACCUCCCCUGAUGGAUAUUCCAAAUUUUGUGAACAGUCAUGCAUGCUGUCAUGAUCUUGGUACAAUGCUUAGGAAUGUCUAUCAUAUGACAUUUUUAUACAGUCAUCUAUGGCAUGGUGUUUCAAAGUGGCAUUACCGAUUGCCAAGACGCUCUUAAAAUUGAGUUUGUUGUUUUGUUUUUCUCGAAGUAUCAAUAUGUUUUGCAGCUUUCUCCUUUAGGUCUAUUCUGUUUUUCAUUCUCAACUUUAAAAUUAUCACCAAUUUAGCAUUUUUUUCAAAGUCGGAAUGAUACAAGCCAAUGUGAAUAGUAGUUUCACAUUUGAAGGUUAAUGGAUAACUGGGGAACACAGCCAUAGACCAUUGUAGUACCAGAUAAUUAUAGGUGAUUUUUAUAAAGCUGAUAUUGUAAAAAGAAAAAACAAAAACUCAAUAAAAAAUAAAAUCACAUAUGGCCCAGAUUAUAGCCUGGCUAAUUAACUAGCUAUUCAUUGGGCAGUAUUAGAGGGGUUCACUGUACAUUUCCAUCUCCUGGAGGUGAAGUAUCUAAAUCAAUAUGGUUUUUAAUGAAUUCAAGUUCAUUAAUGUGCAAAUUAUAAUAAUCAUGUACAAGAAGAGGACAUUUUCAUGAGGAGUACAAUCUAAUUUUUUUUUUAAGUGCACUGAAAAGUCAUUGUUGCAGAUUAUCAUAUCCAGCUUUUUUUUGUGCUUUACGUUAUUUUUUGUUUAAUGCAAUAGCUUCUUUUUUAGCUUUGCCUUUUUCUCUCAGGGGUUUUCUGGGCAGUUGGUUGGUUGCCUCGUUUGCUAGAAGGAUAUAAAUCCUAUACUCUGCAGGCCUUUCUAAUAGAACGUAAUGAUACGAUGGACUAAGAAUCCAUCCAAUUCAGGUUUCAUUUCUCUCAGGGGCUUCUGGGAAAGUCUGUUCAUGAUAUUACUGCUACUAAUUUCAUUUAUUCUAGUAUUUGAUUUAUACAGUUUGUUCCGGAUGUAAUUGUUUUUGACAUCCUUUUGAGACUUUGCAAUAUUGAAAACUGUCACUUCACGCGUUCAUAAUUAGGUUAAAGAAAAAUGGACAACUUGAAAUAUUAGACAGAUAACCAUCUAAAUUAUUUUCAGAAUAAUGCAGGUUGUUAUAUAGCAAGAUAAGAUUGUUUUAAAGAUAUGGACAUUCUAAACAUAGCAUAUUGUUGUUUGUUAUUGCAUCACAAGUUUGCAAUGUCGUGUUUUGUUUUUGUAAAUGCUUGGGGAUUCUUAAUAUUUUGGGAAGCAAUGCAUUAUGUACAUUGUAGGACCACAGUUUGCAAGGUUGUUUCCAAUAAGUCUCUUACGAAAUAUCCAUCAUAUAGUUUGGAUUCAGAUGCAGUAGGUACUGUCCAUAACUGUAUCGUAGGAUAUGUCCAACCACCACUGGCAUUUUUAACUUGCCACAUUUUUAUGUCUAUUGGUCAAUGGGUUAUGGUGAGUUUAAAAUACACAUUAUUAUUUACUUAACUCCAAAUUGUUGAGCAUUAUCAUCUGAAUUGCAAAUCGUUUAAAUAGCAAAGCUGUUAUGAUAGUCAAUUGGAAAAACUAUUUUUAUAUGAGCUGUUGCCUGAAUUCUGCAUUUCAGACUAUAAUUUGCUAUAAAUUUGAGUUUAUUAAUUAAUAACGAGAGUUAAAAAGACAGUCAACUUGCCAUAUCUCAUAGUUUACUGAAUUAACUAGUAAAAAAGGAAUGGAUUCAACAUUUUAUCUUAAAGUAGUAGACUCUGUUGCCUUAUGUUGUUUUUCUUUUACGUUCGUUUACCCUUGCUUUGAAGAUGCCCUUGCAGGAUUUGAGUGUGUACAUAGGCAGUAUUAGCAACAGAGACAUAGAAAGGUACAAGGAAAAGCUAAAAUAAGCCAACAUAAGGAAAAUUCAAACUAAGGCAAAAGGUCUGAGAAUUAUUAUAGCAAUUCUACAAAGGAUGUUAAACAGUGCCCCCUCCAUCAGAUGUUGUCAGGCUACAAAUGACUUACAUAUUCCCUGCAAAUGUAACCCUGGAUAAAUAUAAUGAAAGUUGUAGUCUAACAGUAUUUGGGUUUGGGCUUGUGACAGUCUAAAUUAUGCAGUUUGAAGGAUGAGAGUAAUCAUGCAAAAUUUGAGGGUGCGGUUAUUUUAUCACACUGUCUCAUAUCCAUUACCAAUAAAGACUGCUCUAUAGUUGCUAACAAUGGAUAUCCUACAUGAAACACAAAUAUAUUGUUGGCAAAUAAUAAAAAGAAAAACACCCGCAUACACUUUUUUUUAUAUAUAUACACGGAUAUUUGGGGGUAAAUCUUUGCAUGAUUUGUUCCUCCGGAGAAAAUGCUAAUUUGUUGUGCAUUGUGUUGGGCAAUUUUCAAAAACAUUUAUCACAGAGUAAUAACCGAAGUCUAAUUUUGUCCGGACAUCACAUUGUAAUUUAUGUUACAGAAGAGGUCUGGGUUUUUGUAGAACUAUUACCUACUGAUUUAAUCCAUGAGGCCUUGAUACCUUAGUGCCUUUUUACUCCCAUCAAGAACACCUACGUCUGCAUUUCUAUCAAUUAAUAAGCAUUUUUCCUAAUUGACAUUUUUUUUUUUUUUUAGAUGUUGUUCUUUGUGAUGCCUAGUAUUUCAGUCCUAUCUAGAACGAGAAUAUAAUUUAGUGUUUCGUGGAUAGUUUAAUAUCUUUUCUGAAAGGGUAAAUAGUAACAGAUCCAUAAAUCCAGUGCUUUUUAGAAUAUUUUCUUUUUAAAAAAAGAGCCCACAUAAAAAAAAUAUACAGAAUUUGGUGUGCCUUUUUAAUCCCGAUAAACUUUCUUAUCGUUAUCAAAUUGCUGUUCUUUUCUACUUUUUUUUUGUCUUCUCAUACAUUUUGUUUUGAGAAACUGAAAUGUUUAAAUUCAAAUAGACUAUAGAACGUCUUAUGUGCACUUUCAUUUUUGUUUUCUGCUUUUAUAGCUUUUACCUUUACUAGAAGUAAUCUGUAAAGAGCUGUUUAGAACCAAAGUCCGAAGCCUCUGUUUUACUUAUUUGGUUCCCAUGCUGAUUUUCUUGACACUUUUUGAAUUUCACUUCAUAAAUGCUGUUUACACACAAUCCCAAUUAUGUUUUGA
Molecule: messenger RNA, 7887 nt
Organism: Pelobates fuscus (common spadefoot toad)
Lineage: Eukaryota; Metazoa; Chordata; Amphibia; Anura; Pelobatidae
Gene: UNC5B
Product: unc-5 netrin receptor B
Exons: 17
Coding region: 180-3011 (943 amino acids)
Biological process (GO): anterior/posterior axon guidance; netrin-activated signaling pathway
Cellular component (GO): membrane
Molecular function (GO): protein binding; netrin receptor activity
Source: RefSeq, a predicted model, not a curated record